AUGCGCGAUUUUCAGAUCGACCCUUGCGAAUUCAACUUGCAUAUUCUAAAAUGUCGAAUGGAAUUCAUGACCUAUCAUCCGCAAUCUCUUAAACUUGUCAGAUGCUCCUACAAUACUCGACACUUCAUUCCGCAACCCGAAUUGGCUUUUCACGAAGCGUUCUGCAAGCUCGGCAAAUUCGCGAACGUCGAGAAAGAGCUCAAAAAGCCGUUCAUUCCCGUUGAAGUUUCCGCACUUCUCGAUCAAUUGGCUGUCGAUUCGGAUGAGGAUUCCGAUGACGACGACGACGACGACUCGUCGAUUACCUCAAAAAACACCGUCGGCUCGACAAUCAGCGAUGUCGUCGAAAAUUCCGACGACGUCGUCAGCGUUCUAGAAUCCUAUCAACUUCGUCAACUCAACAACGACGAAAAUAAAUAA
This is a messenger RNA of Caenorhabditis bovis, 420 nucleotides long. The record is from the annotation of a GenBank genome assembly. Lineage: Eukaryota; Metazoa; Nematoda; Chromadorea; Rhabditida; Rhabditidae.